Molecule: messenger RNA, 537 nt
Organism: Dovyalis caffra
Lineage: Eukaryota; Viridiplantae; Streptophyta; Magnoliopsida; Malpighiales; Salicaceae
Source: the annotation of a GenBank genome assembly
AUGGCUUCAUUCAAAUUCCCAUUGGUUCUCCUCCUAUCUUCCCUCUUCCUCAAUGCAGCUUUAGCUGAAAUUGUAUGUGAGGAAUUGCCAAAUGACAUUUGUGCCUUUAGCAUCUCAUCAUCUAGCAAGAGGUGCUUGUUGGAGACAAUUUCAACAAAAAAUGGCGGUGUUGAGUACCAGUGCAGGACAUCCGAGGUGGUGGUUGAGAAAAUGGCAGAUUAUAUUGAGACCAAUGCUUGUGUGAAGGCUUGUGGGGUUGAUAGGAACUCGGUUGGAAUUUCUUCUGAUGCUCUCCUUGAGCCUCAAUUCACAGCCAAGCUUUGCUCUCCUGCUUGUUACCAGAAUUGCCCCAACAUUGUUGACCUUUACUUCAAUUUGGCUGCUGGAGAAGGUGCAUUUUUGCCUGACCUCUGUGAUGCUGCACGCUACAACCCUCACCGGUCCAUGAUUCAGCUUAUGAGCUCUGGUGCAGCCCCUGGACCUGUUGGCUCAGAAUCAGCACCUUUAAUCGCUGGCCCUGCCCCUGCUCCAAUGUAA